AUGGUACGUUUGUCUGCCACAGGAAUGGCAGUAGUGAAUGUGGCCAAAGCACCCCGCGAGGUGGCGUAUUCCCAGAGCACGGGCCAGCGAGAGCAGCGGAGCCGCUGCGUGCAGCGAGGGAUCCGGCGGGUCCAGGAUCUCUGUAAAGUCCUCCAGCUCCCGACGGUGUUCGAGGAAACGGCGGUGUCGUACUUCCAGAGGGCCCUGCAGCUCCCCUGCUUCCACCUGGUCAGCCUGGAGAAGCAGGAGCUCCUGGGGGGCUGCUGCGUCUUUGUGACUUGCCGGCAGCACAACUGGCCCCUGACGAUGGGGACGAUCUGCUCCCUCCUGUACGCGAAGCAGGAGCUGUUUGCCGGCGUCUUCCUGUUUGCCGGCGUCUUCGUGAGCCUGCAGAGAGAGCUCGGGCUCUCCGUGCCGGCCCUGAGCCUGGGGGAUCUGGUGAAGACGCACCUGAACAGUUUUCGGCUGUUCCAGCACGCGGCCGAUGUCCCUGCCCCGUUUGUGGAGGACAAGGAGAAGAGAGGGACGGCGCAGGAGCGGGCCUGUCCCUUGGAAGGGAAGCGCCAGCGUGAGGGCGGCCCGAGGCCCCUGCUGCCACCAUGCCUUACCCGCCCGAGGAAGAGACUGCGGACGGCAGCCCCGAGCGCGUCGGCCUCUGCCAUCACCGGCGACGAGCCCAUCUCCGACAGCGAGAUCGAGCAGUACCUGCGGGGCCCGGAGGAGAUGCGGGCCCUCAGGAAGGCCAAGGCCUGGCCGUGA
Molecule: messenger RNA, 759 nt
Organism: Opisthocomus hoazin
Lineage: Eukaryota; Metazoa; Chordata; Aves; Opisthocomiformes; Opisthocomidae
Source: RefSeq, a predicted model, not a curated record